Molecule: messenger RNA, 4704 nt
Organism: Athalia rosae (coleseed sawfly)
Lineage: Eukaryota; Metazoa; Arthropoda; Insecta; Hymenoptera; Athaliidae
Product: maternal protein pumilio-like
Exons: 3
Coding region: 2951-4702 (583 amino acids)
Source: RefSeq, a predicted model, not a curated record
AAAAAUCAUUUGAAAAGAUCCUAGGUACUAUUCCACCCUUAUUCUCUGUAUGGCUGUAUCACAGAUGGCGUGACCGGUAUUUCACCCCCCACGAAGCCUGAUAUAAUACCAUUAGAAAAUAUCGCCUCCGACGCGUUUCGUUGUCGUCGACGUUGCUGACAGGGGAUUUAGUAAUCCGCGUGCAGUCGCUCAGAGAGGGAGUAUGAAAAUCCCCUCAAAACUAGAAAAUCCGAAAACCCAAAACUAUCAGUUUGAAUAAGAAAAAUAAAAGAACCUCGUACCGUUUACAUUUCAACCCCCAAAUAAAAAGAUAAGGGAACAAAGACUUUGAGCUUUCAUUAUUCAUUUGAAAUUAUACCGUCCGCAAUCUGGAUGCCGGGGGCGCCACGUUUUGCGCCCCUAUAUUUAAGGAUUCAAACCAGUUUUGUGGUGUUGACGAGGUGUGUAGCGAUAUCAAAAAGUUCAUGACGUAGUUGCCGUUCGUUCCAGCAUGGUGGUGAAAUUAUUGACGCGCGCAGAAUUGUUGGCUUCGAGUUUCGACCAUGACGUUGUAUUUAGGGUUGUAGAACAGGUAUAUUUCAGGGGUUGAAAUCCAGAUGUCACUUCGGCCAGGAACCGCCAUGUUCCAUGAAAGCUCCCCCUUAUCAACGAAGUCAGGAAAUGAUAUUACAACCCCUAAAACCAUAAUAUGAUAAACUAAUUUCUCUUUACAGUAAAUAUACAAAAUGAAGAGGCAGUUAAAAAACGUAAAUAAAUAACGAACGCUCUUUCCGGCGUGUGAAAAUAAUUAAAGAGAAAGUUACACCCUAGUGAGCUUUUUUAGUCAGCCAACCAAGAGAAGGGAGCUCGCAGCGAAAUCAUUGAACUUUGCAAUUUUCCACCCAAAAUCGUAGAAUUUUCACCAUCGCGUCGGUGCAAUAUUUAGCGUCAGUUGGCGAAUGGAUUGUAAAACUGAAAUAUAAUUCAAAUAAGGGUUGGUUAUGCGAUCGAAGCGCUCCAGUUGCGGACUCCAGAAGUUUGCGGGGGUUGUUGAAAAGGUUUGGUGGUGUGGCAGCAUUCCGGUGUUGUGUUAUGGGGGGUGGUCGUUCCCUGACCCAGUUCCGAACGUUUUAAAAAUUCGUUUUUAUCCGUGAGUUUGGAAUAAAAAUAAUCGGUCCGUGCUUUACUCGAUUAUGAAUCAGAAUCGAGUGCCGUGAAAAACAAUAAGUAUUUAAUAUUUUGAUACAGUUUUGUAGCGAUAUGAAACUCUCGAGUGUCGCUGUGGGCCACCAUCUUGUCUGCCUCAACAUCAUCAUCAGUUUACCCCAAACUAUUUUAACGGAGUACUCGUUGCUCUCAAGGGUGAUUUUAUAAGCUCCAACAAUCCGCCCAGCUGUUUAUUGAUAAUGAUUAUUUAAAUUCUUCAACAUCCCCAGAGGAAUACGGUCAGUGAUUUCCUUCAGGAUUUACCUUGUCGUCAAGUGAACAUCAUAUACAGUGAACCGCAGGAGAGUAUAAGUGAUAAGGAACCUUACGAGUAUAAAAAGAAUAUAAAAUAUAUAUGUCGUGGUGAUUCAUCCAUUAUCUCAUCCUACAGGAUCAAAUCAUCGCCUAUUUUUUCGUUGAUUGGAACCAAAUUUUUUUCGUCCCUUCCAUCCUUUCCCUGGUAUUAUUUUCCCUUCUUUUUCUUGUCAUCUGUGAUGCGAGGGAGGGUGUUUAAAAUAUCGAAGAAUUUUUUUUUUUAAUCAAAAAAUUCUACUCGUGCGAUUUGUGGUUUAUAUUUAUUAUCACUGCUGUGUAAGUUUCUAAUAAUUAUGAUUUUGGAAUCGAAAAUCGAGACAGCUGCAGAUGCAGUUGUCAUUGUUAAUGUUGUUGUUGAAUGUUUUCGAUACUAAGACAGUAAUUAAUCAAUUAAUCGUUGGUUGGUUCAGUGAAAAGUGUCAACAUACAUCUUUUGCCAUUCGUACCCAAAUACAGUGAAAAAAAGAUAUGGGUAGAUAAAAAUGAAAUGAGAUAUUACGACGAUCACCGAGGGGCGCGUGGUGUGCAUUGGAUACCUUUACCUCCAGCAUCGGAUUUAAAUAGGGGAAGAAAAACGACUAAAGGGGAAUAUUAUGGGGAUAAUUUUCGAAAAGUACGUUACGUGCGGCAAAAAUUUUCUCGAAUUUAAUUACGUCUGAAACACGACCCCAAUUAUGUUUUUGUAGUUGUCGUACUUUUAUUUUCUUUUCCUCGUGAUUCUUAUUCGAUGUUCUGUUUCCACGUUAUUCUAUUCAAAACGGCCCCUUGAAUGAUUAUCAGAAGAAAAAUGAGAAGAAAAAAUUGCAAAAGAUGAAAACCAGGGGGGUUGUUUUAGGGAUGAAUUAUUGAAUAGAAAGAGAAAGAAACCAAAAAGGGGCGUGAUACUAUUGUAAAAUAUGAUGGAUAAGUGAUUGUAAAAACGUGCUAACUAUGGGUCUGACAAAAAGUGAACCCUCAUUUGUAACUACGAUGCGUGCAGGAUAGUUCGGAAAUCUAUUUUUCGAUUAAAUAAUCUGUGAAAUAAAAAUAAGAGAAUAAAUAUGAAAAUAUGUAUCUUUUUUGUGCAUCGAAGUGAAAAUCAAUAAAAAAAAAAAAGAAAGAAUUGUGCUUCAGAACGGAUUACACGGCCAAUUAGGAUUUUUACUCACCGCGACGAUACGGCCUUUUAUAAAUCGUUGAUAACUCUGGUAUGCGAAGGCCUACAAAAGGAGUGAAGAAUAACUGCAGCCGUGUACUUGAAAGUAAUAAUAAAAAUAAUAAUAAUUAUUAUUAUUAUUCCGAAACCAUCAUGGCGGACGGAGUUGGAUUUGAAUUAUUGCACCGGUGAGCGCCACCGACCCGGGGCGAUCAUCCCCGUUGUUGUUUCGCCCAAAAAGCGACUCUCCUACACGCCUGCACUGUCAACGAACAGCAGAACAGAUGUCCUGACAGCGGGCCCCGGGCCACCAGGAUGCCGACGGACGACGACUAUGGCCGAAGAGAACGUCUCCUGUUGCACCAGCACACCGCCACGCAGUUCGGCCCAUCAUCAAUAUCAUCAUCGUCAUCAUCAUCUCAACAGUCUCAGUCUCAAUCCCAGUCUCACUCUCACUUUCACUCUCACCCGCACCCCCACUCAAUCCACCCCCACGUACCUCUGUUGCAAAGUUCGAGCGGCGUCGUCUCCUCGUCGACUCAGUCCGGGGUGCCUUCGGUCUACCUUCAGGAACGAGGUGGCCAAUCGGACGGGGAUCAGCACUCCGCGAGAUAUGGGGGAGUCCACCGGGUUCAGGAUCGUUACGAUAAAUCGUCGUCCGAAACGUUGCAGCAACCGCAACAGCAGCAACAACAGCAACAGCAGCAGCAACAAAUAUCGUCCAACGACGGCUACGGAAUCCUUCAAAACCAUCCAGAGCGGUAUCCUCAGCUCCCGGGACUCCAGGGUUACCAUCAAUACACCGUUGGUAGUUCGAACCUCGGAAGAUUUUCCCUAUUCGGAGAUCAGGACAUCGCGGAUUCCCGAUUACUCCAACAGGAUCAGCGUUACCAACAACAACAACAACAACAACAACAACAGCAACAACAGCUACAAUCAGCCGUCGGAGAGCGUUUUUUACAGGGUCACCAGGUGCCUGGACUCGUUUCUAAGGACGAUGGAGUCCACUACGCGAGCCCAGGGGGUGGUAUCCUGUUAUCAUCGGAAUUAUUCCCCUCCCCGCCAUCGCCGGCACCUACGAACGACAGGUUUAUACCACCACCACCUCUGUCACCGACACCGAGCGAGAAAUACGCCUCAUCGCAGAGCCUCUCCGGUUACCACCAGAACCAACAGGACAUCGGGGGUUGCGUUAUUCCCUCGGGUUCCCCAGGUGGAAAACAAGACAGGUUUGGCACAGCACCAGCCUCACCUAUGCCCGGCGGAGGAGGGGGGGGAGGAGGAAGCGGCUCCUGCGUCAACAACAAGGAGAGAUUCGCCUCUGCCGAAAGAUUAUUGGCAAAUUCAUCGCCGGUUCUCGGAUCACAGGGAUUAUACGGGGGUGGAACGUCGUCGGCGUCGUCUGGUGGUGGAGUUAUCGGUCAAACGAAGGACGUUGGUUGUAGAUACGGUAGUAUCUCGUCGGAGAGACUUCUCUCGGGAUCACCGAUCCACGCACCGGUACCCGAGCGAUUCGCUUGCGGUUCAAGGUCUUCCGAAAAAUUGCAAUCACCCAGACACGAACGUUACCAUCAUGAGGUUAACGGAAGAGAUAGGGACAGAGACAGAGAAAGAGAGAGAGAUAGAUACGGUACUCCUCAGAACGCGGAUAGGUAUUUGUCGAGUUCACCGAACCCUGAGGGAGCUCAUCAACGUUACUCGUCAACGGAAAGGGUCCUCGUACCGUCACCGGCGCCGGAAAAUAAUACGUCCCAAUCGUCGCGACGCUACUCAACCUCCGAUCAACAGCAACAGCAGCAGAGGUACGUCAACGAUCAACGAGCGGGUGGCUCACCGGGCCCCUGCGGUUCCGGCGAAUACGGGAAUUCCGGCAGAGUCGCCGCCCUCCAGGACGCGGUCAGAUUCGGCGACAUACUGUCCCAGAGAUACGGUCAGUCACGCAUGGACAGAUUCGUCGUGUCCGCGGAACACCUUGCAUCAAGUUGUUCCCAAUCGGAGCGUCUCCUGGGCUCGUCAAACGCGGGGGGGGACGAGUUCUUCGACUUCGUCGUCGUCAGCCUCCAGUAAUC